Molecule: messenger RNA, 876 nt
Organism: Angiostrongylus costaricensis
Lineage: Eukaryota; Metazoa; Nematoda; Chromadorea; Rhabditida; Metastrongylidae
Source: the annotation of a GenBank genome assembly
AUGUCAGCGCUUUUCCUACCAGACAAGUCCUUGACGUGCAGGAUAGAAUCAACCGCCAUGUUGUAUAUUGCAAAGUACUUUCCAUCAUUACGCUACACGAUCCUUCGAGAAAAAAAAUGCCGUUUGCUAAUAAAUGAUAUAUCAGCAAUUAUGGCUCAUCGAGAAGAGUUGGAAGUCCUGAAAAACUACGGAUUCGACGCUGCAUUUGCUGAGCAGAUUGAUUUUUGUGGGAUAGGAGUGAUUAGGUACAUUGGAAUAAAAAAUCUGCUCUGGAUUUCAACUACGCCAAUUAUGGAUGCAGUAAGCUAUAACUUAGGAAUACCGGCACCACCUUCUUAUGUGCCGACGAUUGAAGAGAACGACAACAAUGAUAUUAUGACAUUCUGGCAAAGAGCUUUUAAUAUUUAUAUGUAUAUCGGAGCAAUCUUCAUACAUCGUUGGAGCACAAACAUGAUGACGGAGAUCUUUCGAAAAGUCGAUCCCGAUUUUCCAAAUAUUCGUGAGAUUGCUUCAAAUGCCAGUCUGUGUUUUGUGAAUAUCGAUGAGAUGUUCGACUUACCGAGACCGAUAAUUCAAAAAAAUGUCUACAUUGGUGGUCUAGGCGUUCAAAAACCUAAACCACUCGAUCAGAAAUUUUCCAUCUUGAUGGAGAAGGGAGAAAAAGGUGUGAUCAUCGUCUCAUUAGGUACCAUCGCGCCAUUCCAUGCAUUCAAACAAGUCACGAAAGUCGCAUUUGCCAAUGUGUUCAAAUCGAUGUUGGACUACCACUUCAUAUUGAAAAUCGAAAAAGGACGCUCUAAGGAACAACGUUCAACAAAAUUCAGAAACCUCCUGGAAAAUAGACACGAGGAAACGAAUAGAAUGCAAGACGUAUGA